Messenger RNA from Lachancea mirantina, 1392 nucleotides. The record is from the annotation of a GenBank genome assembly. NCBI's taxonomy places the organism in Eukaryota, Fungi, Ascomycota, Saccharomycetes, Saccharomycetales, Saccharomycetaceae.
AUGGGUGUUCUAAAGCGCAUAUAUGUGGGUAAUAUUCAGAAACAGUUUGAUUCAUGUAUUGAAGAACUGUAUGGGCGAUUUCAGAGAUUCGGACGAUGUUUAGAUGGGCGAUUCGAGUGUCACGACAAUUUCGCAUUCAUAAACAUGGAAUUUACGGAAGAUAGCCGAUUUGGCGGUUUAAAAGCAAGCUUUAACGGUGUAAAGUUCAAGGGAAAUAUCUUGAGGGUUGAAGAGGCCAAGUUGGAUUGGCAGGCAAGGUGGAGAAUCGACCAAUCAAGUGAUAAAUCCAAGGAAGACUUCAAAAAGAGGGAAUGGGAAUAUUACAAGAAGAUAGAAAACAUCAAUAGAAGUUGGACCGAUAGGAUGGAAGUGAUACAAGGAAGAAUGCGGAAAACCGAGCGUAACAAAGCUCAAUUGAGAAACAUAACCUUCAGGAUAAGUAAAGAAGGCAGACUGAAAGUGUACAAGUGCUACAAGAACAAGCUUUGGGGCUAUGAAAGGAAUAAGCCUCUCAGAGACUUGGUGGCCAAAUUCAGUAAUAAGUACUGGAAAGAUGGGAACAAUCACAUUGUUGAUAAAUUGGACUUUAGCCGGUCCAGUGCCCCUUUCAAAACUCGCGCUGUAAAAGCGCAUGUCUCUGAGGUAGAAGAUGGAAAGUGUUCCAGUGGUGAUGAGGGGAAUGACAAUGUCGAUAACAUUUUGAAUAGUGUUUUGAAUACUUUCGACUUCGACAAUCCUAUAAACUUGGAGCAUGACGAUGAUGCCGAAGACUCUGCAUCAUCUGAUUACGAAUACACUGGAAUCUUCAAGGAAGGGGACACAAACGACAACCAAGCUUGUGAUGCAAAUGAAUCCAAAAAGGUGAACAGGAAGGCUGAUCAGGCUCCCGAGACCGAUGAAGACCAUGAUUUAGCGUUCACACCCAAUUUCAAGGAUGAGCGCAUAAAUUUUGAUGAACAAUCACAACCUCAAGCUACGAUUAAUGACACAGAGACUUUAAGGGGACUUUUCAACCCUGAAGGUCCUUCCGAAGGAUUUAAAUUAAUUGAGGAGUCCGAUGAGGACAUAGAUCAUGCAAACGACGAGAAGAUAAACAAUCAAAGUGAAAUGGUAGCCCCACACGCAUACGAUGCCACCCUAGAAGUGAGAGACCAUCGAACUGGGUGGGGUUUAUUUUUUCCUCACUUUGAUUCCCCGUUCCUGCACGCUCAAUCGCAGAUCGCUAAGCUCACGAACAACAGCGCGGAUCCCACAGAGCUAUUUGACAAUUGGGAAGAGCAAUUUUGGGACAAGAGAGCUGCGUGGACCAAAGAGAUGAAAGGUAGAAAGCGCGACGCGAUCAGGUUAAUGAGAAAGAAAGGCGGAGGGAGGAAGGCUAGAAUUCUACUAUAA